Molecule: messenger RNA, 1852 nt
Organism: Striga asiatica
Lineage: Eukaryota; Viridiplantae; Streptophyta; Magnoliopsida; Lamiales; Orobanchaceae
Source: the annotation of a GenBank genome assembly
CUUGUAUAAUAUUCGUUAAUUAUAUCUCUGCAUUUAUAUAAUUGAAAAAACUCAAGAAGGAUAAUUCAUUAUUGUUAGUAUUAUGAGGCAGGGCUUUCAAUAUUCUCAUAGUCAUAGCCACAGAGGAGGAGCCAUGGCUGGUGCCCUGAUUUUGCUACUGUAUUUGCUAUUUCCAUGUCUUUUCACUCCUUUGAGCCACGCUUUCCCCUCUGUUCUCUCGGAGUGGAACACUCUGAAACCUCGGCACUCUCGUCUCCUUAAAAGUGCUUUGCAACGCCAAAUUUCCGACGAGCAACAGACUGAACUGUGGAUGCCUUUGGCCGACCAAGGAUGGAAACCUCGUCUCAGUUCAGACAAAACCUCCAAGUUGCCAGAAAAAUCUGAAGGUUACAUUCAGGUGUUCCUCGAUGGUGGUCUAAAUCAGCAGAGAAUGGGUAUAUGUGAUGCGGUUGCUCUCGCUAAAAUCUUGAACGCGACCCUUAUAAUUCCACAUCUUGAAGUGAACCCCGUCUGGCAAGACUCAAGCUCGUUCAUGGACAUUUUCGAUGUGGAUCACUUCAUUAGCGUGUUGAAGGAUGAUGUGUCUAUUAUUAAAGAAAUACCCGAUGAGUACUUUUGGAGCACAAGAGAAUAUUAUGCCACAGCCAUUAGAGCAACCAGAGUUAAGACAGCGCCCGUUCAUGCUUCGGCAAACUGGUACCUUGAUAAUGUUUUGCCUAUCGUCCAGAGUUACGGGAUUGCUGCAAUUGCACCAUUCUCACACCGCCUGGCAUUUGACAAUAUGCAAGAUGAGAUCCAACGGCUAAGAUGUAAAGUCAACUUCCAAGCUUUAGUCUUCGUCCCUCACAUCAGGGCUCUUGGUGAUGCCCUCGUUAGCCGUCUCAGAUACCCUAUUGAGACAAUCGAGAAUUCGAAAGACAAACAAGGGACUGGGAAAUUUGUCGUCAUACACCUUCGUUUUGACAAGGAUAUGGCUGCCCACUCAGCCUGUGACUUUGGAGGAGGUAAAGCUGAGAAAUUGGCUCUGGCCAAAUACCGACAAGUUAUUUGGCAAGGGAGAGUUUUGAAUUCUCAAUUCACUGAUGAGGAGUUGAGGAGUCAAGGCCGUUGCCCUUUGACCCCAGAAGAGAUUGGAUUGCUGUUAGCAGCUUUAGGAUUUGACAACACAACUCGUUUGUAUCUUGCUUCCCACAAGGUGUAUGGUGGGGAAGCUAGGAUCUCAGCUUUACAAAGCUUAUUUCCAUUAAUGGAGAACAAGAAAAGCCUUGCAUCGUCAGAAGAAAGAGCUCGAAUUGAAGGAAAAGCUUCUUUGUUAGCUGCUGUGGAUUAUUAUGUUAGCAUGCAGAGUGAUAUUUUCAUUUCAGCAUCCCCAGGAAAUAUGCAUAAUGCUGUGGUGGGCCAUCGAACAUAUGAGAACAAAAAGAUCAUAAGACCUAACAUGGCAUUACUAGGCCAGCUUUUCUUGAACAAGAGCUUGAGUUGGCCUGAGUUUCAAGAGGCAAUUAUUGAAGGGCAUAAAAACAGGCAAGGGCUGCUCAAACUACGCAAACCACUGCAGUCAAUAUACACAUACCCGGCUCCGGAUUGCAUGUGCAAAGCUUGAGGUCACUCGUUUUUAUAGAUCUUAUGCUAGUGUUUUUUGCAUGUACUGGUUUUAUGUAUUACUUGGAAAAGAAUAAAAGUUCGUUACACUUCCACUUGUGUAUGUUCGGCAACCACACGUAGGAAAUUUAUGUUGUGAAAAUGGGAUGCAUUGAUAUUUUAUACAUAUGGUUUUGUAUUAUUUUGUCGAUUGUGUGGAUCAUUUUAUUUCAUUCUUGUGCUACAGGGAUUUCUGAGUUACUUGUUUCUA